This is a messenger RNA of Sander lucioperca (pikeperch), 1023 nucleotides long. RefSeq names its product glutathione S-transferase Mu 3-like. The coding region runs from base 155 to 817 and encodes 220 amino acids. The transcript has 8 exons. Gene Ontology annotation, molecular function: glutathione transferase activity. Gene Ontology annotation, biological process: glutathione metabolic process. Lineage: Eukaryota; Metazoa; Chordata; Actinopteri; Perciformes; Percidae. The record is from RefSeq and is a predicted model, not a curated record.
UGUGUGUAACCGCCGCCCGGUUUACCCCGCCCACCUCCUAGGCUCGCGGUACCUCAUAGGCUGCAGAAAGAAACUACCUCAUUUUCUCAGACCAGCGCUGUUUAAAGUCGCCGACAGGCAGCCAGCCACAGUUUUUCUCGGAAAGUGAUCCAAAAUGACGAUGAAACUGGCUUACUGGGAUAUUCGUGGGCUUGCCCAGCCUGCUCGCCUGCUGCUGGAGUACACCGGCACCAAGUAUGAGGACAAGUUUUACAUCUGUGGUGAAGCUCCUGACUAUGAUAAGAGCUGCUGGUUUGAUGAAAAACCAACACUUGGAAUGGACUUCCCCAAUCUGCCCUACUUGGAGGAUGGAGACAGGAAGAUAGUGCAGAGCAAUGCUAUCAUGAGAUACAUUGCUCGUAAGCACAACUUGUGCGGAGAGACAGAGGAUGAGAAGGUCCGUGUGGACCUCCUGGAGAACCAGGCGAUGGACUUCAGAAACGGCUUUGUGAGGCUGUGCUACACUGACUUUGACAAGAUGAAGCCAGGGUACCUUCAGAUGCUGCCAGACGUACUGAAGCAGUUCUCAAAUUUCUUGGGAGACAGGAAGUGGUUCGCUGGUGACAAGAUCACUUUUGUGGACUUCAUCAUGUACGAGCUGUUGGAUCAACACAGGAUGUUUCAUCCUACGUGCCUGGAUGACUUCAAGAACCUCAAAGAUCUUUUAGACCGCUUCGAGGCUCUGGAGAAGAUUGCUGCCUACAUGAAGUCAGACAGAUUCAUGAAGACUCCUGUCAACAACAAGAUGGCCAAGUGGGGAAACAAGAAAGAGAAAUAAUGCAAAGAACAAAAGUUCCCAAGUGCCACUGACUCAACAACUUGUAAAUUCAGGACUAGAGAUAAGAUUGUCUUUAGUAUGUCUUUUUAUAAGUGAUUUACUAGCUAGUUCUGUAGAUUUCAUGCCCUUUAAUCACAUUCUACAGUUAACCCAAAUAUGUAUGUGCCAGUUCUAAAAUCAUUCGCAGUUCAGUCAGAAUUGUGUAA